UCUGCAGGUCCUUUGGAAGUUUGGAGAAAAAUGAAAUUUUUUUUUUUGCUUGAGAAAUCAGUUAUCCCCUUUACUUGUUUUAUGCAUUUGGAUUCUGUCUUAAUUCUGUUUGGAAAGAGUUUCUCUGCCUAAAAUAUUUGAAGUCUCCUGUGCUAGAAACCGGAGACCUAUCUAGGAUGACUGUGUGUUAGAAAAUAAAAACGUAGGUGAUAGUAGUUUAUAUUUGUCAAUGGACAGACUAAUUUCAAUUAUAUUUCUGUUCCUAAUGAUAUUUUGUGUAGCCUGAUACUAAGAUGAGGUUGAGGUGAUUGAAGAAACUAUUAAUAGGAUGGGGAAGUGAUUAGAGUUAAGAUUUGAUACUGAAAGUGGGUCAUCUGCAAUUUUCUGCACUGGGUUUACUCCCCACACCAGCUUGUGCUGUGUUUAAAGGCUGCCCUAAGCAGGAUGUCAUUACAGGUUAAACCUCUGAAUGCACUAGCUGACACACUGCGCGUCUGAGACCCAGGACUUUACUGGGGCAAGGGUAAUGCUUGUUUAAAUGCAAAACAAGCUGCUCUGUUUAAUGAGGCCGUUUAAAUUGGCCUUCCCAGAGUGGGAAGAGAAUAUAAUCUCAAUUUGGAGGUUAAAGUAGGAGUUAAUAUGGUUAUGUGUGUUUACUACUCUCACUGCAAAGUCUUGUCAAAGGGAGAGGGAAAAUUUAAAAUAUGGUGCCGAUAGGGGUAGAAAUGUAGACGUGAGUUAGAAUUGAAAUGUAGUUGACCCCUAGUAAAUAGUUAUUGAAUGUAGUGGGGAGAAUGCUUUUACUCUAUAAAAACUUAAGAGUUUGCACAGUUGAUCAGGAGAGGGCUUGUGUGGCGGCAUAUUUCCCCCAUACUCUUUGUAGCUCUUGGGUUGAAACCAUACAAAAUUGCCAAUAUCCGACUAUUUUGGACUACAUAAACAGCGUGUUUCGACCUAAAUGUAUGCUGGUGGAAAUGCUGAGGCACAGUGUCGCUGGGGGUAGUAGUUCUGCCCCCCCGGGUGGGAGGUGGGUGCUGCGGUGCCCUGGAGUUGCCCUGGGCCCCGUGGGGUGGAGCUUGAUGCCCCCCACCCUCUCUGCUGCCCGCGCAAGGGCGGGCAGCGGGGCCUGAGACCGGGAGGCGCUCUGGGUUGCAGUGGGCCUUCCUAGUUGGGGCUGGGCCCCAGCCCUGGCUUCAGGUGGCCUUGCCAGCUGACCGGCUCCGCGACCACACACUGCAGCCACGUCCUUCACCCGAACUGGCCGGAGCCUAGCUGAUGAAUCUGGGGAAGACAGACUUCCAAGACAGAUGGAGGUUUAGGGCCCAGCAGAGGACAGCUCAGUGAUGGCUCCCAUUUUUGGAGUCUCAGGCACAUUUGAGCUCCCCGGGAGGUGUGGUCAACCCCUCAGGGCGGGAGAGGCUUUCUGUCUCCUCCUCCUCCUGAGAAGUGAAUGGAGUGUCCGGAGCAGGGUGCUGACCUUCGCUUCUUGACAGCCUACCCCGGGCAUGCUUAGGAACAGAAUGUGUCCAGGAGGGGCCUCUGUUACAUUGUCUUUGCUUCUGGGGGCAAGGCUGUGAGCUGCCCGACUUCUCGUGACUGGGAAGUCUGCCUUGCCUUUUCUGUGCUCCUGGAGGAGCAUCUUUCUCACAUGUUUACCAGCAGCUGGGACAAGGAAGAGAAAAGGUAUUAACAUUAAGAGACCGCGUUGCUUAAACUGAAACGAGAAAGUUGUAAGCCAGUGGAAUCUGACUGGAUCGUGGAAUGGCUGCAGCAUAAUUGAGCUCACAGUGAUGUUUCUUUUGAUCUGUACUUUUCUUAGGUUAAAUCACACUUCACAUUAUGUUGUGACUUUGCAGGACUGCUGUGUGGUUGGGAUUCUUUUUCUCUUUGAAGAUGGAGCUAGGUUCCCAACUUUGGAGCAUUGGGAGGUUUUAGCAGCUGCUAUCUUGUAAUCCCUCCAUUGACCAGAAAUACCAGCACAUUCACUUGUUUUCACACUUUGAAUGGGAAUUUAAAUUGUGCUUUUUCUACAAUGUUUGGAAAAAUAAUAAAGAUAUAUUGUAAGAAAUGAGCCGUCAGACUGCAACAGCAUUACCUACUGGAACCUCAAAGUGUACACCGUCCCAGAGGGUGCCUGCCCUGACUGGCACAACUGCGUCCAACAAUGACUUGGCGAGUCUUUUUGAGUGUCCGGUCUGCUUUGACUAUGUGUUACCACCCAUUCUUCAAUGUCAGAGUGGCCAUCUUGUUUGUAGCAACUGUCGCCCAAAGCUCACAUGUUGUCCGACUUGCCGGGGCCCAUUGGGAUCCAUUCGCAACUUGGCUAUGGAGAAGGUGGCCAAUUCAGUACUUUUCCCUUGUAAAUAUGCCUCUUCUGGAUGUGAAAUAACUCUGCCACACACAGAAAAAGCAGACCACGAAGAGCUCUGUGAGUUUAGGCCUUAUUCCUGCCCGUGCCCUGGUGCUUCCUGUAAAUGGCAAGGCUCUUUGGAUGCUGUGAUGCCCCAUCUGAUGCAUCAGCAUAAAUCCAUUACGACCCUGCAGGGCGAGGAUAUAGUGUUCCUUGCUACAGACAUUAAUCUUCCUGGUGCUGUUGACUGGGUGAUGAUGCAGUCCUGUUUUGGCUUUCACUUUAUGUUAGUCUUGGAGAAACAGGAAAAAUACGAUGGUCACCAGCAGUUCUUUGCAAUUGUACAGCUGAUAGGAACACGCAAACAAGCUGAAAAUUUUGCUUAUCGACUUGAGUUAAAUGGUCAUAGGCGGCGAUUGACUUGGGAAGCGACUCCUCGAUCUAUUCAUGAGGGAAUUGCAACAGCCAUUAUGAAUAGUGACUGCCUAGUCUUUGACACCAGCAUUGCACAACUUUUUGCAGAAAAUGGCAAUUUAGGCAUCAAUGUAACUAUUUCCAUGUGUUGAAAUGGCAAUCAAACAUUUUCUGGCCAGUGUUUAAAACUAUUGCAUUUAAUUUCACAGAGAAUAAGGCACCCAUCUGCCUGCUAACCUGAAACUUUCGGUAGGUGGAGGCUAGACACGUGAAGGUAAAUAAAAGGAAAGGCUGUUAAGUACAGGAAACAGUUGCAUGUAAUAACACUAAUAUAUUUAAAAAUAAGUCAACAGUAAACCACUGAAAAAUAUAUAUAUAUACACCCAAGAUGGGAAUCUUUUGUAUUAAGAAAGGAAGCAUUGUAAAAUAAUUCUGAAUUUGUGUUUGUUGUAGGUUGAGUGUACUGUUGAAAAAUAUUGGGGUUUUUGUUUUGUUUUUGCGUGCGUGAGCCUUUGUAUGUGUGCGCGUUUGUGUGUGUGCGUGUUUGGUUUUUUUUUUCCUUUAACUGACAAGCCAUGUUGAGUGGUCUUGGACCACUGCUUUCCCCUUACGUGAGUCAAUACAUAGUGCUGCUGUGUGUGUAUAUUUUUUUGUGUGUAUUUGCUAAUUUUUAUUAAUUCUAGUUUUUCAUUAAAUAAAUUUGACUUUCUUUUCUGUAAUUCAGGUUCUUCCUCACCUUUUUUUUGGUACCUUUUUAAAGUUAGUGUCUUUUUGAUAUGUAUAAUUGUUUAUGGUAAAGUUUAUACAUAUGUGUUCAAUACAUAUUUUCUUUCCCCCAUUAAUCAGUUCAUUAGAAAUAUUUUAAAUUCAGCUAUUUUGUGAAGAUAUGAGUUCCAAGAAAGGAAAGGUAACAUCAGAAGAAUUAUCAAAAGCUAUUUAAAGCAGCUAUAAGAUGAGCUCUCUUUUUCCCUCCUGUUGAGUCAUCCCUUCAAACUCAUUCUUUGAAAGGUUAGGGAGUACUGACUUUUUUUAAAUACUGGGGAAAAAAAAAAAAUCAGCCUUUCCCCCCCUCCCCAAAUAUAGUGGACAAAUCACAUGUUUAAAAUUUGCUCUUGUAUUUAUUGGUUUUGCAAAAGAAGGCAUCAUCUUACACAGUAUUUGUAAUUAAAAGCAAAUCAUUUGUUUAAAAAAAGGCAGUUUGCAAAAAAAUGUUUUUGGUCUUUUAUAAUUCUCAUUAAAAGAAGAUCUGGCAAAUUAAAAACUCUUAUGUGUCUGCUUUAGCUCUAAGUUUGAUUAAAAUCCAAAGUUGCUCGCCUACUCAGUUCUGUACCUUCUAGCCAAAAGCAUUGUGUGCUGUAUUUGAAGUGUGCUAGAUGAGUUUUAUUCUACAGCAAAAGAAUGGGUUAUAUGGCCUCUGUUUGGAUUACAGAGUCUUGUUUUUUCCUCCCUUAUCAUUUUGAUUCUCACAACUCUGUUGGGAGACUCAUUAGUUAAAAUACUGAUCACUUUUUUCCCUCUUAAAAAAAUAAAAAUGAGUUAAUAUUUUAUACCCUAGUGGUUAUGAGCUUGGGCUCUGUAGCCAGACUUCCAAGGGACCUCCACGGCACUCCUAGCUCCAACCCACUUAUGAGCUGUGAGACCCUGGGUCCUAGUUUCCUAGCAUGUGAAAUAGGGUUAAUUAUGGUAGCUGCCUCAAAGGGUUAAAUGGGGUACAAGUAAGUUACCCUAGAACGGUGUUUGCACAUAACAGGCACCUAACAGAUGUUGGCUGCUGCUAUUAUGCCUUUAGCACCGUGUGGUUAACUGCUUGCUAGUUAUUCUGAGGAACGUGGCAAGAUUCUGAAGUUGCCUUCUGAAUGGCCCAACAUCAUUUUAUUUUAUGGGUACCCUAAAAACGUAGAAAGUCAAUUAAAAUUAAUUUGAACUUUCCCCUUAUCCGAUCAUCACCAAUUCUGGAUAACAGAAUUUACUCCUAUUAACCAUUUUCAGGAAAGAAGACUGUGUAGUCUUUUCUCUACAUAAGCGUUAUUUUUUGAAUUGGUUGAAACAAGUGCUUGUCUGGCAGUCUUUGUGGCGAAAGAGAAUAAGUCAACCACAAAUGUAUAUCCAGGUCUGUUCCUCUUAACGUGUGUUUAGAAAAGCAGUUUUCCUCCCUCAUUUAAUAGUUUGAAUAUUUUUGUGGAGGUAUAUUAUUUUGUGUUUUAAAAAUACUUUUUUUAAAAGUGUUUUUUUGAUUAUAAAAGUAUUAUGUGCUCAGUAGAUAAACUGUGGAAGUUAGAAAAUGGCACACAACAGAGAUGAUAAUGUUAGCCCAUCAGAGAUGACUGCAAACAUUUUUCUUUUCUAGUCCUUUAUAUUUACAUGUGCUUACACACAUUUUGAAAUCAUGUAAUUUUGAUCAUGUAAUUAUGUAACUGCCUCACACUUCCAUACACAGCAUGAUCAUCUAAGCAUUUCACCACAUAAGCAGUCUUAGAAAAGCACCAUUUUGGAUAACUUUUGUGAGGCAUGACUAUAAUUCUAGCCAGUCUCCUGAUAUUGGGUAUCUGCUUUGUCCAGUUUGUCCAGGGAAAUCUUUUUGGCUAUUUCUGUGUGUUUUCUGAUUCUAUUCUUGAGAUUCUUUUUUAUUUUCUAAGGUCUUGAUACUGGCAUUAUGGUUUUCUGGAGAGGCUUCAGUGGAUGGUAGCAGUGAGGAUUUCCCAUUUCAUUGUAACCUCAUGUUUUGCUAAUUGAUGCAAAUUGAGUAAAUUCUGUGUGUUGGACAGCUAGUAAGGUUGACCUUGUGAUAUGUAACUAUAUUUUUUGAAGUCAUCUCCAUUAUUCUUGGUAUACAGGGAUAAUGAGACCUACAGCCAUGUUUCUGGGUCUGUUUGAUUGGAUUUAUGAGGUCUCUGGUUCUUAAAUCAUCUCUAUUAUAAUCAAUAAUCUACUUUCUCCAAAUCACGCGCCUGCUCCUUCUUUGGGUGUCUUGGUGUUUUCUCUUGGGACUGUAUGGGGUGGAGGGUCGGUGACGCUCUUGAACUUUGUUCUUUUGCUUUUGUAUUCUUAAACUUGAAUUUAUCCUGUUAAGUUGAAUCAUGGGCCAGUUUAAUGUGUUAAUGAUCUUUGGAGAACAAUUUUUUCUUUUGCUCUGAGUGAUUUUUAUUACAUGUGUGACCUUUUUUUUAAGGCUCAGAUGUCUGUAAACUUUAAAAUUAAUGUCAGUGGCUCUCGAUUAUUUUGGGUUACCAUAAAUCUUAGUGGCCCCCCUCCGCCACCAGAGCUCAAGAGCUCUUUAUAUCCAGGGACAUCUGCAAUGAUUCUACUAAGGGUGGAAUUUUAUUUCAUUCAGUUUCCUGAGAGGAAGAAUUGGUAAGUAACCCAAAUUAAAAAAACACUGCAUCAAACUAAACAUAUCUGGGGGUCAGUCUGCUGUAUUAGAAUUUGAGUAAGAACAGAACAUAAUAGGGUGAAUUUAGUGUAUGACCUACCAACUAGUACCAUAGUCAUUUAUGUAGGUUUUACAAGAAAGGUACAGAUAGAGACAGAGUAUUAUGGAAACGUAUAGAGUGAAUGUACUGGUAGAAUUUUGGUCAUUGCCCUCCCCACCUACCCACUCUGCAUGUUCCAAACAUAAAGGAUUAUUUGCUGGUUUACUCUUAUCAUCUGAAGCUGGUUUGAUCAUUUACAUUUAUCUAAAAACAGCAUCAUCCCAAAAAUUAGUUUAAUACUAUCAAGCAGCUACUAAUAUUUGGUGAACAGUGUGGGCUGCAGGUUCUAACUGCCCGAGUUUGAAUCCUGACCCUCUACCUACCAACUUUUAUUUAUUUAAUUUUGCUCUGCCUGGUUCCUCCUCUGUAAAAAGUUGUAAUGGUGUAUACCUCAUACAGGAAUGAAGAUGGCUAAGUGUGCUAUAAUGUGCUCCUCUUUAUGCCUGGCACCAUAUUCCCAGUGCCUUGCUGAAUCAGACAUUUUCCCUAAUCUUACACAGCUUUAAGAAUUUUCUCUGAUAAAUAAAUCUUAUUAUUACAGAUAUAAUUAGGCCUUUCUGAAUUCUGAAAAGCAUGAACAAUGGUAUGGAGGAAUACUUGGUUUUAUAAAGUCACAUUCGACAAGCUGGCGCUGUCAAGAUUAGGGUUAGGCUAAAGGUUUCAAUUCCUAUUGCCUAGAAAUGUACUGACAGUAAGUUAGAGCUGAACUUACUUAAAACUUUUUAAUAGGAAAGAUUUUCUCUUAGGUCCAAAACUGUUAAACACAUUCUUUACAUCACUGGUAAGUACAAACCAUACCUAAUAUGUUCUAAAUAAGUGACUUUUCAUAGCAAAUAAAGCUUUUCCUAGAAUUAAAAAAAACAAAAACUUUUGAUAAAGCUGUUUUAGAACAUUUCAGUGGUCACUCACGGGAUUACCUAUGUGUCUAUUCAGAUCCUUUUACCAUUUCCUUCCUGUUGUAGCGUUUUUCUUUUAAUUUUUUAGUUAGUGCGAUUUUCACUGUAGCAUCCACUAAAUGUUAGUGAAACAAAAGAGCAUAGCACCGGCUCAUAAACCAUGAAACUGGAUAAUGACUAUACUUCUAUAGUCUGGAUUUUUUUUUAAGCUGCUGGAUAAAAUUUUCAUGAGGCUGGGUGCUCAAACACAAUUCAUUUUUGCCAAAAUAAUGUGAGCUUGAACAUGUUACUUAAUCAAAAAAAAAAAAAAACAAACUUGAUGUUUACAUCUAAUAAUUCCAGCUGAAAUAAACUUUAGAUCUGGAAAGAGAAGUGACAAACUUAACAUUGUGGAAGGUUUAUCAUUUCAGUGGUUCCUAAAAUAGGAAAAUACGAAGUCAGCCCACUCUCCCCUCAGCAGUUGAUUACCUCACGUCAUGGCUGACUUUGGUAAGGCUUAAAUGUGGACCCGUCACCUAUUACAGGAGUUCCUGGGGGUGGACGUCACUAGUCACCACCUCCACAAGAGGAGAAGCAGCAUCUUCUGGAUGGCAAGCAGCCACUACCAAUCACAGGUGGCACCCAUUUGCAUCCCCACUCUUAGGAAGAGAAUCUGUGCUAGGACCAGAAGGCAACUCUUGACUGAUGUCAAGGGAAGAAAAGGAAAGAAGGAAAUCUUUGUGUUUCACUUAGGACAUACACUUAUUGCUGCCUCUUGUUUAAAAAAAAAUUCAGGUACGUUUAGUAUCCUUUAAAUACCACUCUCAUGAUCAGGAGACCUUAACUAUGGUCAUAAAUUUAUAGACUGAUGUUAAAUAUUUUAGGAUCAACCACUUACAUGGUGUUCUUCACUCUAUUUGCAAAUAGGUAGUCAAAAACACUAAAGAACUCUGCCUCUGUCAUGGUUUGCAGUAAGGUUCAAACAGAAGGGACACGUGGCAAAUGUGUGCCUCCAGCAGACAGUAUAGAUUUCUUGAUUACCAAGGCACUGAAAAUUAGUUUUUAGUUUUAAUACUGAAAGAGCGUUAAAAAGCCUGCACAUAAAAAGCACGUGGAGUACUGGUUAGAUACACAGACCCGAAGACUGGCUUGUAGGUGUGCCGAAUUGGAAUCUCUGAGUUCAUCAGCAUUUUCAAUUAAAACCCAGCUGAUUGCGACAGAAGGGGUCUCUGGCUGACACUAAAAACAGUGCUAGAAAAAGUCCACAUCACUAGUCGGGAAAUGUAAAUCAAAACCAGGAGGUGCUACUUCGCACCCAUUAGGAUGGCUAUGAAAAAAGGAAAAGUGCUGGCAAGGAUGUGGAGAAAUUGAAACCUUUGUAUAUUGCUGGGAAUGUCUAAUGGUGCAGCCACGGUGGAAAAGGGUUUGGUGCUUCCUCAAAAAGUUAAGCAUAGAAUCAUGUAUGUGAUCUGGCAGUUCCACUCUGGGUCUACACCCAGAAGAACUAGAGCUUGGGACUUGCAGAGAGAGCUGUACAGCCAUGUUCAUGGCAGGACGAUUCACAAGAGCCAAGAGGUGGGAACAACCCAAAUGUCCAUCAGCAGAGGAAUGGAUAACGUGACCUGUGCACACAGUGGAAUAUUAGAAAGAAAUGAAACUGAUACAUGCUACAACAUGGAUGAACCCUGACAACGUGCUAAGUGAAAUAGGCCAGACACAAAAGGACAAAUAUUACAUGAGUCUACUUACACAAGGUACUUAGAAUAAGCAAAUUCAUAGAAACAAAAUAGUGGUUACCGGGGUGUGGGGGAAUAGAGGACCGGGGACUUACAGUUGAAUGGACACAGAGUUUGUUUAAGAUGAGCAAGUUUUGGAUAUAGAUGGUGGUGACGGUUGCACAACACUGUGCAUGUAAUUAAUGAUAAAAUUUAUUUUGCCAUGCCACAGUAACAAACAAGUGAAUAAAAACUUAGAAUUAAAAAACCAAAAACCAUGCUAGAGAAAGGUCAUACUGUUAAAUGUCAUACACACCAGGGUUUUCUCAGCUCCUCUGGAAAGGAAAGGCAUGCUUAAUAAAGCCAGAGGGCACAGAAGAUGCCCUGCUGCUGUUGCCAGACAAGUACAAAGUGCAUGUUCAGGACUCCUGAAGAAUACAGAUAACUUCCCACUUUUUAAAGCAUGCCUGUUGCCACUGCUAGAUGGCACAAGGCAGAGCAGUUUGGAUGUGGAUUAGCUCCCUCUGGUUGCUUUAAACGAAAUAACAUCAUAGUUUCUUUCUUUUCCUUCCAUGUAAGAUGACUGAACAAAAAUGACAAAAUUACAAUAGUGGUAAGAUGGCCAGUGAAAUGUUCUCGUAAUUCCUGAUGUGUGCACGCUCCCACCAGCCAUAAGCCCCGGAUCUGGACUUGUCUUCCCAAACACUUUCAGAUUUUACUAGCAGGUCUGAGCACAGUAUGUGGCUAACUCACAGACCCAAUUCUCAUCCAAGAAUUUCCAAAGUAUUUUUAUAUAUUUGUUCUUAGAUUUUGUAAUAGAAGAUUCUAAGUCCAUUACUGGCUGGAAUGAUAAUUAGAAAUUGCUCAAUGUUAUUUUACACUGUAGUCUAACUUCUUCUUCACAGUAACACUGACUUAGGUACUGUUAUUUGCAUUUUACAGGUAAGGAAAGAAAAGCCUUACAUCCUAGUUAUCCAGACCGUGGAUUGAGUCACAGGAGAAGACAGGCACGGAAAAGUUUACCAGAUCUGGGAACUGGCACAGGCAACGAAGAAUAGAAGGGGAGGUGGCAGCAGUCAGUAUAUCAAGUGUGGGAUCAUCCCAGGAUGGAUGGCUGCCUCCCUCUGGGGGCUGGACUUUUUUUCUAAGAUGACAGGCAUUCACAACCAGUGUGUUUCUGUGAUGUGUGCUAACACAUGCCAUUCUGCCCAAUAUAAACGCUGUUCUGAGUGCUCCCUUCCCUCAGCAUAAGUAUUGGGAUGUGGAGACCUCAUCAUCGAGUUCACUCGAAUACUUUAUUUUCCACAAAGACUAAUCGUUAACUAUUUCAUCUUUGCCCAGUUCCCCGUCUAAUGAUUGUUUUCAGGAUCCAGUAAAGUCUGCAGGUGCAGCUGCUAAGAUAAGGUCUAUACCAAUGGUUCUUGACCUUGACUACGCAUCAGAAUCACCUGAAGGGCUUAUUAAAGCAGAUUUCUGGGCCCCAUCCCCAAAGUUUGAUUC
Messenger RNA from Equus quagga, 10324 nucleotides. It is a transcript of the gene SIAH1, whose product is annotated as siah E3 ubiquitin protein ligase 1. The record is from RefSeq and is a predicted model, not a curated record. Lineage: Eukaryota; Metazoa; Chordata; Mammalia; Perissodactyla; Equidae. The coding region runs from base 2068 to 2916 and encodes 282 amino acids. Gene Ontology annotation, cellular component: cytoplasm. Gene Ontology annotation, molecular function: zinc ion binding; ubiquitin conjugating enzyme binding; ubiquitin protein ligase activity. Gene Ontology annotation, biological process: multicellular organism development; proteasome-mediated ubiquitin-dependent protein catabolic process. The transcript has 2 exons.